UCCUCGCGGACAACUAUGCUAGCUGACCCUGCGCGUCAUCACAACGAGUGUGGCUAUCUCAUUGUCAGACACAAAUAUGGCCCACUUUUCGCGAUCUAAAGAGUAUUAAACUGGAAACCCGUGCAAGUGUAACCUUUGCGGAGUUGAACAUUCAUGACCGGACAAUAACCAUAAAUAUCUGGACUUCUCCACUGCUGGUGCGUCUGACUGAACAUCAAACCUCGAGAGUCCCGGGGUGCAAGGUGCAAGCAACGUGAGUGGGCGAGCCCCUAACGUUACCAUUCUAUACCCUCAACUAGUGAACCUGAGAUUACGGCCUCAUUGUAAAUAUUUAAAAUAACCACAAUUAAGGACGAGGGUUUAUUGUCCAAAUAGUGUAUGCGGUUUUUUGGCGAGAAAAUACCGAAAUACCAGAUGACAAAGGCGCCCGUCAGUCAAGCCCCUUGCCAGAGUAUGGGGGAGAACAAUCACGGCUCUCUCAAUGAACUCGUGGAACCCGUGACCCAAAUGAAACACCAAAACGUUAGGUGCUCAGCGGUGCCUGCUGUCCCUCAGUUAGUGGUGACAUGUGAGCCAACCCCCAGCCGAACUGAGCACAAGACCACAAAGACUAGCGCCUUAUCGUUUUGUUCACACCCCGACGAGGAAUCUGUUUGUUCCGACAGUGGAAUUGGCGGAUCGCCCGCUCCAUCGCUUUUUUAUCGCAAGCUGUCCAAUUCCUCCUCGACGGUGUUGUCACCUGCUUCGUCUUUUGAGGAAUAUGAUGAAGAUUUCAGUGAACCUUGCUCCGCAGUGACACACAACAGUCAGACAGACGUCGGUUCAGACACCAAGAAUGAUCUUCUGAAGCCCCGGAACAUGGUGAACUCCUCUCCUCUCCCGGGGCCUCUCAAAGCUGCCUCCUCCUGGGUACAGGUGGUCGGCCAUGCAGGAAACUUCCGGACCGGUCCAGACGGGAAGCUGCUGAAGAAGUUCUGUGAGCUGGAGCAGCGAUGUCUGCAGGAGCUGAUGGCCGACACGCUGCGGCCGUAUGUGCCCGGUUACUACGGCAUCACACAGCAGGACCGGCAGGACUACAACACUAUGGACAACCUGCUGGCCGGCUUCCACUCCCCCUGCAUCAUGGACUGCAAGAUGGGCUCCAGGACAUACCUGGAGGAGGACUUGCGUAGGGCCAGAGAGAGCCCCCAGCCCCGUAAGGACAUGUACGAGAAGAUGGUGGUGGUGGACCCCGCGGCGCCGACCCCUGAGGAGCGCGUGCAGCAGGCCGUGCUCAAGACCCGCUACAUGCAGUGGAGAGAGAGCCUCAGCUCCACCAACACCCUUGGCUUCCGCAUCGAGGGCAUCCAGAAGGCAAAUGGUACGUGUAACACAAACUUCAAGAAAACGAAAUGCAAGGAACAAGUGAUCCAGGCCCUGGAGGAUUUUGUGGACAAGAGUAUCCCCAUUCUGAGGAGUUACCUGAAGCGUCUGGAAGACUUGCGGCAGGUGCUUGAAAACUCUGCCUUCUUCCGGUCACACGAGGUGGUGGGCAGCUCCCUGCUGUUCGUACACGACCGGACGGGCAAGGCCGGCGUGUGGAUGAUCGACUUCGGCAAGACGCUGCCCGUGCCCCCUCCCCUUACGCUGGACCACCGGACGCCGUGGCGGGAGGGGAACCGCGAGGACGGCUACCUCUGGGGCCUGGACAACUUCAUAGACAUGCUGACCACCAUGCUGUCGGCCCGCGCAGAGUGAACAGGACCCAGGUGCGGUCACAGGAUGGGGGGGGGGGAGAGGUUUGGGACCAUGAAGCCUUUUUUAGAACACAGACUGUUAAAUAUGGUGCAGCUCAUAACGUGAGUGUGUGGAUUGUGUGUUUUCCCUCUUUAUUGGCCAAAUGAGUGCAGUGUUUUCAAAUACUCAUUGCAUUGCAUUGUGACAAAGUGGACACCCAAUGACAUCAGAUCUGUGUGUGCAGCGAAUGCAAAGGCAAAGUCUAGACUACUUUUAGUGGCUUAUUAUCUUAGUCCAGCUGACUCUUUUAGUCCAUUUUAUCUCUGAAUUUGUACUCUGUUGAUAUGCAAAUAAUGAAUUUGACAAAGAAAAGGGCUGUGUGAUAAACAUAUAUUUUUUUUUUCAUGACAAACUUUUUUUUUUCAUGACAUGCAACCAAAAACUGUGACCAUUUAUGCAAAAUGAUAAUGCACAAAUAUCAUGUCUUUGUAUAUCCUUUUACAUGAGCCUAGUGUAAUAUGUGCUCUUUGUAUAUCCUUUUACAUGAGCCUAGUGUUAUAUGUGCUCUUUAGUGGGUAGAGAGACUUUGCCUGUCAACAUUCCAGCUUGAUUGGUUUUUCACAUUUGGACGUGCUGAUGUGUACAUGUGAGCUGGACGUUUGGCUUCAUCCAUAAUACUGCUCUUACUACUCCUGCUUGACCUGUGCCACCUGGCCCUUUGGUCAACCAGUAAGAGAUGCUAUGAGCAGAUAAGAAGCACAAAAGAGUUUCACACAGUGGAUUUGAAGUGGUGUUCACUACUGUAUCAACUCAAUAAAUAUCCACUAAGAUUUGAA
This is a messenger RNA of Alosa sapidissima (American shad), 2552 nucleotides long. RefSeq names its product inositol-trisphosphate 3-kinase Ca (gene itpkca). The record is from RefSeq and is a predicted model, not a curated record. Gene Ontology annotation, cellular component: cytoplasm; nucleus. Gene Ontology annotation, biological process: inositol phosphate biosynthetic process. Bases 379 to 1737 code for a protein of 452 amino acids. NCBI's taxonomy places the organism in Eukaryota, Metazoa, Chordata, Actinopteri, Clupeiformes, Clupeidae. Gene Ontology annotation, molecular function: inositol tetrakisphosphate kinase activity; inositol-1,4,5-trisphosphate 3-kinase activity. The transcript has 7 exons.